UCUUCUAGACUCAACUUUUUGGCUUAAAAUCUGGAAAAGCGGAAGAGUAAUUUUACUUUCAUUUCUCAAUCGAAUUUCAAUCUCUUGCGUAUUUAAAAUCGAAGUUCAACACCGAUUUCGAUUCUCAAAAAACCAUCACUUUUAAUCUAUAAUGGACCACAAGGAAACUUUGAAGAGGAAAAUGGAUUUCACCGAAGAAAAUGAAUCAGCCACCGAUGUUGUUCACGAAAACUCUCGGCGUUUAACUCUCGCCGACGAUAUUAAUCAACGCCUUGAUCGGAUUGACACAAUUAUUACACUGCCCGAUCCAGAUAUUGCUUCUGCUCAAAAUGAUCUCCGUGUUCUUUCUGAAUUCGCCAACGACGAUGAUAAUGUGGAUCUUAUGGUAGUUUGUGGUGCUAUUCCCACUGUGAUCAAGGUUUUGCAUAUGGUGUCUAAUGGAGGUGAAUUUGAUGCUGAUACUUACGACGUGGAAAAAGACUGUGUCUCUAUCCUUUGUCAUCUCGCGGUCAAGCCUGAGUAUCAAAGCCUCAUUGUUAAUACUGGAGCCGUGCCUUGUUUUGAGGAAUUGUUGUUGAGACCUAAAGCCCCUGGUGUUUCUCAAGCAAUUUAUUCUGGUCUUCUUGGGACAGUAGCUGAUGCAAUAACCAAUCUUGCCCAUGAAAAUAUGGGCAACAAGAACCUUGUCAGGCAUGAAGGUUGCAUCCCUCCUCUUGUUGAUUUGCUUGAUUCCAUUGAUAGAAAGGCACAGAGAGCUGCUGCAGGGGCCUUGAGAACUCUUGCAUUUCAAAAUGCUGAGAAUAAAGACCAGAUUGUUGAAUGCGAUGCGUUGCCCACUCUUGUACUAAUGCUUGGAUCAGAGGAUCCUGCAAUACAUUCUGAGGCGGUUGGUGUGAUUGGAAAUCUUGUCCAUUCUUCGCCUGAAAUUAAGAGAGAAGUUCUUCUAGAAGAGGCUUUACAACCAGUUAUUUAUCUACUAAGUUCCCCCUGUUUGGAGACCCAAAGAGAAGCAGCUCUUUUAAUCGGUCAAUUUGCCACAACGGAUACAGAUUGCACGAUUCAAAUUGCCCAAAGAGGUGCUAUAAACCCUUUAAUCAAAAUGCUUAAGUCUCCAGAUUUACAACUUAGGGAAAUGUCAACUUUUGCACUUGGGAGGUUGGCACAGGACUCAGACAAUCAAGCUGGCAUUGCUUACAAUGGAGGUAUAGAGCCUCUCCUCAAUCUUCUAGCUGCAAGGAAUCCUUCUGUCCAACACAAUGCAGCUUUUGCUCUUUAUGCUCUUGCUGAUAAUGAGGACAAUGUUCCUCUUAUUAUUAAAGCUGACGGUUUACGAAAACUGCAGGCUGGACAUUUCACUGUGCUACCUACUCAAGAGUGUGUAGCUAGGAUGUUAAAAAGAUUGGAAGAGAAGAUGGAAGGGCGAGUACUGAAGCAAAUGUUAUAUCUUAUGCGCUCCGGGAAAAGGGCUGUUCAGAAACGUGUAGUUCUUGCUCUUGCACAGUUAUGUUCCGCCGAUGAUCGUAAAACUAUUUUCAUUGACAAUAAUGGAUUAGAAUUGCUGUUGUAUUUUCUUGGAUCUACAAUCGAAAAGGAGAAGCGUGAAGCCUCUAUAGCGCUUCACACAAUGGCUACCAAAGGAAUAAGUGGCUCUAUUGUUGAUCUUGUGCCUGUAUCACCAACUCCCCGGAUUUACUUGGAUGAGCAAUAUGUAAACAAUCCAGCGCUUUCUGAUGUCACAUUCAUAGUUGAAGGCAAACGCUUUCAUGCUCAUAAAGCUUGUUUACUUUCAUCUGAUAUAUUUCGCGCAAUGUUUGAUGGUGGUUACAAGGAAAUGAAAGCCAAGGAUAUAGAGAUUCCAGAUAUUAAAUGGAAUGUCUUUGAGUUGAUGAUGAGAUUUAUAUACGGCGGAACAGUAGAUGUUGAUUUGGAUGUUGCCCCAGACCUCCUUAAAGCUGCAGAUCAAUAUCUUCUCGACGGUCUUAAGCGUAUUUGUGAAUCUGUUAUUUCUAAGGAUAUUUCUGUGGAAAAUGUUUCAGUAAUGUAUGUGAUGUCAGACACUUAUAAUGCUACAUCGUUAAAAUAUUCAUGCAUACUCUUUAUCUUGGAACAAUUUGAUAACUUGAGCUCCAAACCAUGGUAUUCUCACUUUAUGCGUUGCAUUAAGCCGGAUAUACGGAAAUUCUUCUCGACUUUACUUACCAUGACUAAACACACUGGCUAGUGCUGAUUCUCCGAUUUUUAAUCUUUUCGAGACGGAUGAAAAUGUACAAAGCUGUUAAUAAAUAAAUUUGCAUGCCAUUCUUUGGUAAAACCUUAGAGCAUGUUUGGCUAUACAUAGUUAACAAACUCUUCAAAGUGUAGCUUCUGUCCAAUUGCACAGAAGCACCUUGAUUUUGUAUUUUUCUUCACACAUUUCACAGUGAAAGAUUCAUAUAUUUUUACAUUUAGUCUGAAAUUGUUGAUGGUUAUGCUUAUAAGUUAUAAUAA
This is a messenger RNA of Vicia villosa (hairy vetch), 2487 nucleotides long. Its product is annotated as ARM REPEAT PROTEIN INTERACTING WITH ABF2-like. The record is from RefSeq and is a predicted model, not a curated record. NCBI's taxonomy places the organism in Eukaryota, Viridiplantae, Streptophyta, Magnoliopsida, Fabales, Fabaceae. Bases 152 to 2221 code for a protein of 689 amino acids. The transcript is spliced from 19 exons. Gene Ontology annotation, molecular function: protein binding.